AGCUCGCGGGCCGCGCCGGGCUCGAACGUGGGAGCGGGAAGAUGUUUUCCGCGCUCAAGAAGCUGGUGGGGUCGGAGCAGGCUCCGGGCCGCGACAAGAAUAUCCCCGCCGGGCUGCAGUCCAUGAACCAGGCGCUGCAGAGGCGCUUCGCCAAAGGGGUGCAGUACAACAUGAAGAUAGUGAUCCGAGGGGACAGGAACACGGGCAAGACUGCGCUGUGGCACCGACUCCAGGGCAAGAAGUUUGUGGAGGAGUACAUCCCCACGCAGGCGAUCCAGGUCACCAGCAUCCACUGGAACUACAAAACCACUGAUGAUAUCGUGAAAGUUGAAGUCUGGGAUGUAGUUGACAAAGGGAAGUGCAGGCGGCGAGGUGAUGGCUUGAAGGUGGAGAACGACCCCCAGGAGGCAGAGUCCGAGAUGGCCCUGGACGCUGAGUUCCUGGACGUGUACAAGAACUGUAAUGGGGUGGUCAUGAUGUUCGACAUCACCAAGCAGUGGACCUUCAACUACAUCUUGCGGGAGCUUCCCAAGGUGCCAACCCACGUGCCAGUGUGCGUGCUGGGGAACUACCGCGACAUGGGCGAGCACCGAGUCAUCCUGCCCGAUGACGUGCGCGACUUCAUCGACAAUCUGGACAGGCCUCCAGGCUCCUCCUACUUCCGCUAUGCCGAGUCCUCCAUGAAGAACAGUUUUGGCCUAAAGUACCUUCACAAAUUCUUCAAUAUCCCGUUUCUGCAGCUUCAGAGAGAGACCCUGCUCCGGCAGCUGGAGACGAACCAGCUGGACGUGGACGCCACACUGGAAGAGCUGUCAGUGCAGCAGGAGACCGAGGACCAGAACUAUGACAUCUUCCUCGAGUUGAUGGAGGCACGCAGCCGUGGCCAUGCGUCCCCACUGGCAGCCAACGGGCAGAGCCCAUCCUCAGGCUCCCAGUCUCCAGUGGUGCCUCCCAGCGCUGUGUCCACAGGGAGCUCCAGCCCCGGCACACCCCAGCCAGCCCCACAGCUGCCCCUCCACACCCCCUCAGCCGGCCCCUGUCCCCCACCCCCCACGGAGGCCCCACUGCCCCCUGCAGCCCCUGCCCCUCGGCGCAGCAUCAUCUCGAGGCUGUUUGGGACCUCGCCAGCUGCCGAGGCAGCCCCUUCACCCCCAGAGCCGGCCCCAGCUGCCGAGGCCCCCACCAAAGUCCAGAAUGUGGAGGAUUUCGUUCCCGAAGAAGGCCUUGACCGGAGCUUCCUGGAUGACACAGUACCCCAAAAGGAUGAGAAGAAAGUCGGAGCCAAGGUCCUACAAGACAGUGACAGCGAUGGGGAGGCCCCAGGUGGGAACCCGCUGGUGGCAGGUUUCCAGGAUGACGUGGACGUUGAAGAUAAGCCGCCCGGCAGGCCCCGACUGCCCCUGGGCCCCAGGGAAGGCGUGACUUCUUCCAGUGAGGAGGAAGCAGAGGGGGUGGCGGCGCACCCCAAGACCACUGUCCUGGUCCCCGAGAAGUGCUCUGAGCCAGAGACCAAACGGUCCUCCACAAAGGCCGCGAGGCUGCACAGGGCUGCAGUUCCCAGGGCUGCGGAGUCCCGCCGGCCAGGCGUCCGCAAGUCCCCCACCGAGGACCCCUCUGGAGGGCGUGAGGAGGGCAAGGACCAGCAGGCAGCAUCAUCAGAGAGUGACCCUGAGGGGCCCAUCGCCGCCCAGAUGCUCUCCUUUGUCAUGGACGACCCCGACUUUGAGAGCGACUCGGACCCUCAGCGGAGAGCGGAUGAGUUCCCAGUGCGAGAGGACCUCUCUGACGAGACAGAUGAGGAUGCUGGUCCUGCCCAGCCGCUCCCACCCCCCAAGCCCCCUGUGUCCUCCUUCAGACUGAAGAAUGACUCGGACCUCUUCGGGUUGGGACUGGCGGGAACGGGCCGCAAGGAGAUCAGCGAUGAAGGCUGGGAAGCCGCAGGCCCAUGCUGUGUCUUCUCUGCAGAUAAGGAGGGCAAGCCUCCCACAAAAGAGAAGAAAAAGAAGAAGAAAAAAGGCAAAGAGGAGGAAGAAAAGGCCGUGAAGAAAAAGAGCAAGCAUAAGAAGAGCAGGGACAAGGAGGAGGGCAGGCAGGAGCGGCGGCGGCGGCCCAGGGCUACAGAGAGGACCGCUGUGGAUGAGCUGGAGGCCUUCCUGGGGGGCGCAGCCCCGGGUGGCCACCUCCGCGGGGGCGGGGACUACGAGGAGCUCUAGGCCUAGCACCGCCCACCCGCUGGGGUGGGGACGGGCCACAGGCCCACUCCUCGCUCCUGGGGCUGCUGAGCCCGCCCUGCAGGGAGUGGGCUGGCGGGCGGUGGGCGCGACUCUGCGGGCAGCCGGUCCCCAGCGCUUCUCAGGGAUGGGACUGAGGCCCAGGAGGCCGCGAGGCUGUUUACAGGGCGGGGCACGUCCUCGUCACCGGCCUGGCUCCUGCUUGCCCCCAGCCCGCUGCACUCGCUCUCCCAGGCCCCCCCCCCCCGCCAUGCGGGUGGGCUCCGCUUCCUGCCCCUUCUGGCAUGGGGGACAGACCCCAGGCAGCACCGGCACCUUUCCCGGGCUAGGGUCCAGCUUUGCACCUGUGCUGGGCUUGCUGCCAACCAGGCCGGGGGGUCCUCAGACUCUGUUUCCUCUCGUUCUCCUUCAACACUCCGACCAUAAAGCUCUCCUGUUUUACUGUG
This is a messenger RNA of Leptonychotes weddellii (Weddell seal), 2677 nucleotides long. It is a transcript of the gene RABL6, whose product is annotated as RAB, member RAS oncogene family like 6. The record is from RefSeq and is a predicted model, not a curated record. Gene Ontology annotation, molecular function: GTP binding. Gene Ontology annotation, cellular component: nucleus; cytosol. Lineage: Eukaryota; Metazoa; Chordata; Mammalia; Carnivora; Phocidae.